AUGAGCGGUGAAACCUCAUCCAAGCUGGGCUCGACCCUGGCCAAGGGCCUCGGUAUCAAGGUUGCUUACAGAGACCCUCUGGGCGCAACUGCCGACCCUGUGACCAGAGGUGAAUCAACAUUCUCUAUGGGCACCGUCGACACAAACCUAUACAACGAACCCGAACCGACAAGUUGGGAAUGGAUCACCGAAGUCCUCCCCUCGCCUCGCCAAUUGGGCCGAUACUUCAUCAGCUUGUUCCCUUUCCUCACAUGGAUUACCAACUACAACCUGCAAUGGCUGUAUGGUGAUCUGAUCGCCGGUAUCACCGUCGGUGCCGUCGUGGUGCCACAAGGUAUGGCCUAUGCCAAAUUGGCGGGCCUGGAAGUGCAGUACGGUUUGUACUCCUCGUUCAUGGGAGUUUUGAUUUAUUGGUUCUUCGCCACAUCUAAGGAUAUUACAAUCGGACCCGUCGCGGUUAUGUCCACUCUGACUGGAACUAUCGUGCUCGAUGUACAAAAAACCUACCCGGACUACCCUGCUCAUUUGAUUGCAUCUUCCCUUGCCAUCAUCUGUGGUGGAAUUGUGUUCGUGCUGGGUAUCUUCCGCCUGGGAUUCAUUGUCGACUUCAUUCCCCUCCCGGCUAUUUCGGCUUUCAUGACAGGCUCUGCUCUCAACAUUUGCUCAGGACAAGUGUCGACCAUGCUUGGCGAGACUGCUGAAUUCAGCACUCGCGGUGCUACUUACGAGAUCAUUAUCAACACACUCAAGCAUCUCCCAUCCUCGCAACUUGAUGCUGCGAUGGGUGUCACUGCUUGUGCCAUGUUGUACAUUAUCCGCUCUGCAUGCACCUUUGCCGCCAAGAAGCAACCUCACCGGGCUAAGGUUUGGUUCUUCAUUUCCACCCUCCGCACAGUGUUUGUGAUCCUCUUUUACACCAUGAUCAGUGCCGCGACCAACUUGCACCGCAAGGACAACCCGGCAUUCCAGCUCCUUGGAUAUGUUCCUCGUGGAUUCCAACAGGCCGCUGUGCCCACCAUGGACCGCUACAUCCUCAAGGAGUACGCCGGCCAACUCCCUGCCGCAGUAAUUGUUCUUCUGAUUGAGCACAUCGCUAUCUCCAAGUCGUUUGGUCGUGUGAACAACUACACCAUCGACCCUUCUCAAGAAUUCGUGGCUAUUGGUGUUAGCAACCUUCUCGGUCCUUUCCUCGGUGGUUACCCUGCCACUGGCUCUUUCUCUCGAACUGCCAUCAAGUCCAAGGCUGGUGUCCGGACUCCCCUCGCUGGUGUUAUCACCGCUGUUGUGGUGCUCCUGGCCAUUUACGCUUUGCCCGCUGUCUUCUAUUACAUCCCCAAGGCCUCCUUGGCUGGUGUUAUUAUCCACGCUGUUGGUGAUCUGAUCACCCCUCCCAACACUGUGUACCAAUUCUGGCGUGUAUCCCCUCUUGAUGCGCUCAUCUUCUUCAUUGGUGUCAUUGUUACUGUGUUCACCUCUAUCGAAGAUGGUAUCUACUGCACCAUCUGUGUGUCGCUUGCAGUUCUCCUCUUCCGCAUUGCCAAGGCUCGUGGUCAGUUCCUCGGACGUGUCACUAUUCACUCUGUGGUCGGAGACCACCUUUUGGACACCGAUGGAAAGUACGGUUCUCUCGCCAACGACAAGAAGCCCUCCGACGACGAAGAUCACCACCACCGUACCAUCUUCCUGCCCAUCAACCACACCGAUGGUUCCAACCCUGACAUCCAGGUGGAGCAGCCUCUCCCCGGUAUCUUCAUCUACCGAUUCGCCGAAGGUUUCAACUACCCCAACGCCAACCACUACACCGACUUCUUGGUCUCGACCAUCUUCAAGAACACUCGCCGGACGAACCCACAAGCCUACAAGAACCGCGGCGAUCGCCCCUGGAACGACUCCGGCCCUCGCCGCGGCAAGGAGGGCUCUCAAGACGACUCCCACCUGCCCCUCCUGCAGGCCGUCAUUCUGGACUUCUCAUCUGUGAACAACGUGGAUGUCACCUCCAUCCAGAACCUGAUCGAUGUUCGCAACCAGCUGGAUCUGUACGCCUCUCCCCGCUCGGUACAAUGGCACUUCGCACACAUCAACAACCGCUGGACAAAGCGCGGCCUGGCAGCCGCCGGCUUCGGAUACCCAACCCCAGUCUCCAACGAAGGCUUCCACCGGUGGAAACCCAUUUUCAGCGUCGCUGAAAUCGAAGGAAACGCCUCUGCCGCUGCCCAUGCCGAGAUCAUCAACAACCAGCGCGAGCUGUCCUACCACAAAGCCGAUGACCCCGAGCACGGUCUCAAGUCCGAGCACAGCGCCAUCGAACGCGAGACUCAUGGUGUCGAGAGCUCGGCUUCCGAGCACUCCGACGUCAUCCACGAGGACAAAUUCACUUCAGAUAUCACCCACAGCAAGGCUUACAGCAGCCGUCGCAAGGUUGCGCUCGUGCAGGGCAUGAACCGACCUUUCUUCCAUAUCGAUUUGAACGCCGCCCUCCAGAGUGCCGUGGCCAACUCUUCCGACGAGGUUCCCCAUCUUGGUUAA
Molecule: messenger RNA, 2526 nt
Organism: Penicillium salamii
Lineage: Eukaryota; Fungi; Ascomycota; Eurotiomycetes; Eurotiales; Aspergillaceae
Source: the annotation of a GenBank genome assembly